UUACCCUUUCUCUUCUUUCAGAGUUUGUUGGGUGGGGUUUGAUAUUUGCGUUAGGGUUCUUAUUAAAGAAAGCGUCAGAUCUGGGAUUCUUGUUCUCGCGCCUUGUGUUGUUGGUUAGUCCGAUUUGAAGAGUGUGUUUAAGGAGUGGGGGAUGGCUCAAAAUUUCCCAAACGGAUUGACUUUGUUCCAUAGGAGAAUCUAUAAGCUUGUGGAGGAUCCUGCAACGGAUCCACUAAUCUCAUGGGGCAAAGACAACAACAGUUUCGUCAUUUGGAAUCUGGAAGAGUUUAUUCGCAGAGACAUCGUUGACAAGUUCGAUUGCGGCAAAUUCUCAGAGUUUCGCUCUGAGCUUAGGCAUUAUGGCUUUAGAAGAAUCAAGAAGGGAUCUGGGGAAUUGGAAUUCGGACAUGAAGAUUUUGUGAGAGGCAAACCUGAGCGGUUGAAGGCGAUGAUGCUCAAAGCUUUUAGGAAGAACAGGGCGAGAUUUUUGGCUGAAGAAGCACAAGAGGAAAUGCAACGUUUACAUAUUUGAUCAGAAUCAUCCGUCGUUUGCUGAAUGCUAUGAAUAAAGUUUGUUUGAUUAAGUUGCUUUCUUUCUUUGUAUAAUACUUUAGUAGUGGCUGGCUUUGAUGCAAUUUGGGGUUUCCCCACAACGAUAUAUCUAUAACAUCUACUAUAUAUAUAUAUAUAUAUCUGUAACAUCUAUUUAUUUAUCAACCUAUGGGGUUUGGAACUUGCCACUUAAUGUAAUCGAAAGCUUCAACUUUUAAGAAUUUUUUAUAAGUGGCUGCAAACUGCUUCCGGUGUGAAGCUUGUAUUUGGUUUAUGAGGACUCGUCAGAUGUGUAAGACUUUUCCCCAUGGGAAGCAAGCAGCAGGUAACUCACUAUAAUGAUCUCGAUUCGUUAUCAUCCGAGAAAGUUAUCAUUGCCGUUGUUGAUUCUGAUUAAAAGGAAACCAUCUUCUCAAGAGAGUGAUGGAACAUCAAGGUUGGUGGUGGAUGCUCGGGUUGAAGAGUUGAAGAAUAUUCGGACAGAAGAAACAGAAGCGUUUGCCACCAAGCUUCUUGGGCCGGUUAAGAAAUUCAUCAGGAAAACUACUACCACUAGAGACCAAGUCAGAGCUAUGAUAAGAUGCCUUAACAAAUGCAUAGAAGAUUUUAACACUUCUUUGGGGAAUGAAGGAUUCGUGGUUGAUGUCACAGUUCCUAUACCGGAAGCUGAUGAUUCCGAGGCAAGAUACACCGAUGAACACAGGCGUAUGGCACUUGAGCUAUUGCAGUACUUGAAGGGACAUACUCUCGAGUCGUACCUUACGUCUCUAGACCCUCAAGUGCCAUACUCUCGAGUCGUACCUUACGUCUCUAGACCCACCACCUACUGCCUUGACCGAUGAUGCGAUACGCGUUCUAAACGUCGUUCGAAAUGAUGUCCGCUCUUGUGAUAGACUCAUUGACCGUGUGAUGAUUGACGGGUAUGACUGCAGAUCUGCAGCUACUGGUGAGGAUUCCAGUGAAGAUGAGUGAGGAGGAAUUUUGCUACUCUUGUUUGUUUGUUUGUUUCUUUCUUUGUUUGACGUUUAAUGCUACUCUUGUUUGUUUGUUUGUUUUAACUAGCUACUCUACUCUGUUGGUUUGUGUUUUAAUUAGCUACCUAAACUUGAAAGUGUUA
Molecule: messenger RNA, 1669 nt
Organism: Camelina sativa (false flax)
Lineage: Eukaryota; Viridiplantae; Streptophyta; Magnoliopsida; Brassicales; Brassicaceae
Source: RefSeq, a predicted model, not a curated record